UCAGCCUCUGACAUCACACACUUAUUAUCACUGGGAGCAGGCGUGACUUAGUGUCUUUAUCCGAGGCAGCCCGGAGGGAGGUCCAGCUGGCUAAGAGGUACCGAGAAAGCCAACAUGGGACGCUGGGAGAGGGAGGGACGGAAGCGCCGCUGCUCAUUUUCUCGCAGGCUGACAGAGGCGCCUGAGAAGGACUUGGGGAACUCGAGUCCAGCUGGCCCGUGAGCGCUGUGCCUGGCAGGGGCACGGAGCCUCCUCGGAGGGGUAAACAGCGCUGUCUGCAGCUCCUCGGGGUCAAGAAGGAAGAGCUGUUUCCCUGACCCCGACGUUCCCACAGCCCCCGGGACGGUGGAGCAUGGGGCUGCAGCCUUCCCCACCCUUGGGAACUCGGUGGAGUGGUUAAGUUCUCUUUAUCUCGCCAGUGUGCCUGCCCGCUCGGCCAGCGCAGUUUCACUUUUGCAAACAUCUGUUUAUAUCCCUUGAGAGAAAAAUAUCGAGCAGCUGCCCCCAAGGACGCUGUUUCAAGGUGAGCAAGGGCGGUGGGAGAUGGAUAAUUACACAGCGGCCCCGGACGAUGAGUACGACGUCCUCAUCCAGGGCGACCUGGACAGCGGGAAGGUGGACGGAGCCGUGGCCCCGGAGCUCCUCUCGGCCCGGCAGGUGCUGCAGUUCUGCUGCGCCGUGUUCGCCGUGGGCGUCCUGGACAACGCUUUGGCCGUGUACGCCCUGGUGAGGUUCAAGGGACUCAAGCAAGUGGGCGAUGUCUGCUUCCUAAGCCUGGCGGUAUCGAACCUGUGUUUCCUGCUUCCCCUGCCCUUCUGGGCCCACGCUGCCGCGCGCGGGGAGAGCCCCGGCCACGCGACGUGUAAAGUUCUCGUCGGACUCCACUCCGCAGGCCUGUACAGCCAGGCGCUUCUCAACACCCUUCUCCUCGUGCAAGGGUACCUGGUGUUUUCCCAGGGGAGCUGGGCGUCCACCCUCACCACACUGCCCUGUGCCGUUGUCGCAAGCGUCCUGGCCUGGGUGGCGGCCGCUGCGCUCUCUCUGCCUGAAGCUGUGUUUUAUGAGCCUCAGAUGGAAAGACAGAAACACACGUGCGCCUUCGGCAAACCUCACUUCUUGCCGGUGGAAGAGCCGUUCUGGAAGCACGCUCUGGCUUUAAAGACGAACGUUCUGGCGCUGGUUCUUCCUCUGCUGGUUUUGAUAUUCUGCUGCGCGCAAAUGAGGAAAGCUCAGAGCUUCAGGGAGCGGUGGCACGAUCUCCGCAAGCCUGCUUUUGUCCUAACGGGCGUGUUCCUUUUGAUGUGGGCACCUUACAGCACUGUGCUCUUCCUGUCUGCUUUCCAGGAACACUUGUCCCUGCGGGGGGAGAAGAGCAGCUACCACCUGGCUGCAAGCAUCCAGGUCACACAGCUCAUCGCCACCACCCACUGCUGCGUCAACCCUCUCCUCUGGUUGCUUCUUGACCAGACCUUUACUAGAUAUCUCCGCGGCCUGUUCCCACGGUGCAGCAAUGUCCCGUUUCAAAGCGGCGGGGACCCUCAAGCGGAGCCAAGCCAAGGUCACGACAGUCCCAUUGAGCUGUACAGUAGUGUCCAUCAAAGGCAGGAUGCGUAAACAUUAGUCCUUGUCUCUUCGCCUUGUUUUAUGUAAUUUUUGUUUGUUUGUAUAAAAAUGGAACGUGGGAAGAAAGGGGGCUGGUUAAUGGAUUUUCACUACUAAGCACUGGAUUUGGCUACAGCGCAGAACCAAGCUACUUAUACCAGUGAACUCCACCUCUCCUCCAUAGUGCUUGUCCGAGGUGUGGGUGUGGCUGGUGUGUGUCCCAUAUCUCUGAGAAAGAAACUGUAGCUCAGUAAUUUGUUCAGAGGUACACAGCUCUACGUGUAGGACAGAGAUCCCUUGCCUUGGGGCCUGGGAGUUAUUCUAAGUGUGCCAACCUUUCAAUGAUUGACAGCCAGGAGUGGCAGCAUGUGUCUAUUAAUGCCAGCACUCUAGGGUGGACUAAGGCAGGAGGAAUCCCACAAAUGCAAAGGUAGCCUGGGCAACAUAGCAAGACCUCCCCCAACUUCAACUUUUUUGUUCAACCAAUUACGUGCAAUGGAUAUGCCCCUUUAAAGCCCACUUUGAGGGCUGGGACUGUAGUUCAGUUGGUGGAAUGUCAGCCCUGCAGCCCUGGCUUUGACCUGCAUCGUGGAGUACACCUAGUAUGAUCAUGGGUUUUUGCUUUGGUUUUUGGCUUUGGUUUUUUGAGACAGGGUUUCUUUGUAUAGCCCUAGCUGACCUGGAGCUCUCUUUAUUGUCCAGCCUAGCCUUGAACUGAGAUAGGUGCCUGUCUCUGCCUCCCAAGUGCUAGGAUUAAAGGUGGCUAAUUUCAGCUAAACUCAAGAGGUGGAUGCUGAAAGAUCAGAAGUUUAAGGUCAUCCUUGGCUACGUAGUGAGUUCAAGGAAACAUUAUGUUCAAAGCAAACAUUGGCAUGGAAACACUUUUCUCAAGCACCUUCUCCUGCAGCUCAUGAGAAGAACUGGCUGCAUGGAGGCUGUGGGACCCACUAGGCUCUCUCAACUGCUCGCUGUACCCAAGCUUCCCUGAUAAUUUCGGCCCAUGAGGGCUCCAGGUUUCAGAGUUAGUUGUCUCUACCUAUGUCAUGAAGGCUGUGGUGUUUCAGGAAAUUUAACAAGAGUAGAUGUAAAAGUAUGUUUAGAAAUGCUGGGUUAGAUGAACACUGUGACCUUUGAAAUGUAACACAUACCUCAGGCCUCAUUAGCCUGUGACUACAAAUCAUUCCCCACUUCCUUCUGAAGGUGAGUUCCACAGUGCUGGCUCCUCCCACCUGCCAGCCAGCAGGAGGCCAGCAGUUGCCCAGGGUUACCCGUCUGGGGUCUCGGGGUGGCCCCUCUUCCUGCCUCUGGUGUCCCGCAGUCCAUUUGGGCCGAGGGCCUUGUGGCCACACAUCUCACAGGGCUAUGAUCAGGCUACAGGCCUCAGAGUAAGUUAGGGACAAGCAGGGACAGGCAAGGAGUAUAACCAGAGCUCCCACCCAGGAAUCCUUCCCAGGACAAAGGAUUCUCCUGUCGGUCAUCAUCAUAACAGAAGGAAGGGGGGGCGGCCUAGUGAGUGAAGGCACUUGCUGUGUGAGCCUGGUGACCUGAGUUCAAGCUCUGGAACCCCCCUAAAGGUGGGAGGAGAGAUCUAACUCUGAAAAGUUGUCCUGAGACUUCCACAUGAGCCUUUCUGAACAUGUGUGCUCGCAUGCGCGCGUGCACACACUCACAUGAACCACACCCCGAAAAGGAAUUUUAAAAAGAAAAAAAAAUAUGUAUACGGUGGUAUUUUUAACAUCUCUAAGUAACUAAAAUUGGAAUUCUUGUACAGUGCUGGUGGGAAUAUAAAAUGACACAACCAGUUUGGGAGAGGUUGGAAGUUUGUCUAAAAGCUAAAUAUGGAGUUACCAGUCACUCCACUUCUAGAUGCUUACCCAAGAAAAACGAAAACGAAAACGAAAACGAAAACGUGCCUGUACACACGCUUGAACACGGACCUUCGUGAAAGCUGUAUUCAUACAGCCGCAAGCUGCCUUCAGGCCACCUGUGCCUCAACAGGCGGACAGAGAAACAGUUGCAGACUACAGAAUCCCACAGUCCUCAGAGGUGGAGCAAACGGUGACUCCUGCUCAGUUCGUUAUAAUUUCCAAUGUGUUAAUUCUUAUUUUUUUAUUUAGAUAUAACUUUAGAAAACGCAGACUCACCCUCAGUGGCUGAAGUGGCUGUUGAGGAUGCUUACACAGGAGGAGUAUGGGAUACAUUACAAAAGGCUCACUAAGGGUCUGGUGAAUAUGCUUGCUAUCUGGGCGGUGGUGCUGUUUUCACUGUGACCUGUCGUGCAGCCACUGUUUUCCAAUAUGGCUGAUUUUAAAAGCUUCUGAGGCACACCAGGGUGUUACUUCAGGCUGUCUUGGGGCAUAGCCUAGGGUCCUCUGCUGCCCAGGCUUCCAUCACAUGCCCAGAGUUUCCAGGCAGCACAAGGGAUGACUGCACCCUUUCACCCUUACCCAUGACUAGGGAGGAGAACGGGGUGGCUUCUCUCUCAGCUGCAAGAGAGAAGAGAGACUCAGGCAGAAAGCAUCCCGUAGUUAUGCAAAGAGGUUUGGGAAGUUCAAGAAUAUAAUCUCCUCACAGAUUUAAGGAAGCAGGUCUAGGCUCUCCAGCCACUUCUAUGUUAAACAGAAGUCUAGGAGGGAGUAGCUUCCUUCUCUGACACUCACUGAUAGGGAUGAACUUAAAGAAUGGCCUUGUCAGCAUUUCCAGGAUGAAAAUUCAGAAAGUGGAAAGAUCCAGAAACUCUAAUGGGAGCUGUAAGUAAGUGGAAACUCUAAUGGGAGCUGUAGGUAAGACAGGUGCUGAGAAUCCAAAGUGGAUGUGGUAUACUCAAAAAUGGGAAUCCAGCAGGGCCUUUCUUCUGUGUUAGAACAAGUGGACUGUCUCCUAAAAAGAAAAAAAAAAUUGUGGACAGUGAGAUGGCUCAGGGGAUAAAGCUGGUUACCAUCAAGCCUGUUGACCCAUGUUGGGUCCCUGGGACCCACAGGGUAGAUGGAGAGAGCAAACUCCUACAAGCUGUCCUCUGACCACUAUAUGUGUGCUUUGGCGUGUGUGUGUGCGCGCGCACGCGCACACACACACACACACACACACACAAAUAAGCAUGUAAUACAAUUUUAAAAUAACACUAGCUUUUCUAUUUUUCCACAAAUACUGUAAUAAAAAACUAACAAACAGUAAAAAGCCAACAGAAAAUGGCUAGUGUAGUAAAAACAAAACAAAACAACAACAACAACAAAAAAAAACCGAUAGUGCUUCUGGUUUGCUUGCAAGCCAUUUGCCUGUGGAAGAAAUUGCUGGUUGGCUCUAUCUGUGAGGAAGGCUCAUCACUGUAGAGUAUUGCAGGAGGCGUGGGUGAGGGCCUGGGCCAGCCUUCAGUCUUACCAUGGCAGCCUUACAGAAACAGAGCACUGAAUCCAGCCUUCCAGCUCUCCAGACCACACUGCCUAGGGAAGGGACUGCACAUUCCCAGGAAAGGGUGUAGCCAUCCCGGCAGGAAUGAAGACAUGUGUGCCUCUCUCCCUUUGGAUAUCAAACUAUUGAAACAAUGGAGGGAAUUGGACUUUCCCUGGGAGUCUCAUGAUAGAGAAGGGGAAGCUGGAUGUUGUCUUCUGGGAAGAGAUUUCACAUGGUUCUGACCACUUGUUAGACCACCUUGGAGGAGAGACUGGACUGGAGACAAUGAUAUGAGGGACCACACCUUGACCAGGACUGCUUGCCCUCUAUUUAAACCUGAGUCGUAUGUCAGGACCCCAAAUAUAGACUUGGGUGGAGGUCUGUUACUUGGGUGUUACCAGAUUUAUUAGGGUCAGAGCCUGAGACCUGACAAACCAGGCUUGGUCAUCUGUCCUCAAGAAGUCAACUAAACAAGCAAGUAAUGGUAAAAAGCAGGAGGGAGAGAGGGAGAGAGAAAGAGAGAGAGAUGUUUGAUGUGGCCACAUUGGGAAGAACAAAGAGACCCAGUGUCCUCCUUUGUCUCUGUGGUUUGAGUAUAACUCAAAAGCAUGUAGCAUGUAGCAGGGCCGUCUGGGCUAGGAUGCGGUUCUGCUCAUCACCAUGCCCUGGCUCCUCUGCUGCAAGCCUGAAUGCGGCUUGGUAAGGAGUUCUCAGGACCCUCCUGAAGCUAACAAUUCCAGGUAACACAGACACCUGCGAAGAGCGUACGGAGACCCCAGAGCCCUCUCUGAAACGGCGCUAUGAGACAGCCUGUGAAUUUUUCCAGCAGAGUGGCACUGUUCCUGCCGUGUGUGGGGUGAGGUAGGGAAGCACGGGGAAUAUUAGUAACCCAGGACUCCCCCUGGUUUGGGUUAUACAUGCCUACUUUCUAAUAACACUCUUGGCUUCUUUACCUGAACAUGCUUUGCAAGCACGCCUCUCUCGGAACAAUGCAUCUGACAACCUCAGCCCCACCUUCAACAGGAUGCCCUUGCACCCCUCUCAAAACAAUAGGAUAUGUUUAUUUUCUCUGUCAAACUCUGACAGUGUCUAUUCAAAAGGAUUCCUAAUGCAUCCUAGUUAAGGGUCAGUUUCAUCAAGCAUGAACUGGUUUUUGAGCACAUGUGCACUAAGGCAAAACUGUGUCCUCAAAUGAACUUUUUUUUUCUUUUUUAAAAAAUUUAUAUUUUUUUUUAUUUAUUACAUUUGAUUUACUUGUAUCCCCCUCCCUCGUCCCUUCUGAAUCCUACCCUUCCUCCCUCUUUUCCUCCUAUGCCCCUCCCCCAGUCCACUGAUAGGGGAGGUCCUCCUCCCCUUCCAUCUGACCCUAGCUUAUCAGGUCUCAUCAGGACUGUCUUCAUUAUCUUCCUCUGUGGCCUGGUAAGGCUGCCCCCCCCCUUGAGGGGGGUGUCAAAGAGCCAGCGACUGAGUUCAUGUCAGAGACAGCCCCUGUUCCCAUUUCUAGGGAACCUACUUGGAUACUGAGCUGCCGUGGGCUACAUCUGUGCAGGGGUUCUAGGUUAUCUCCAUGCAUGGUCCUUGGUUGGAGUAUCAGUAUCAGAAAAGACCCCUUUGCCCAGAUUUUUGGUUCUGUUGCUCUCCUUGUGGAGCUCCUGUCCCUUCCAGGUCUUUCUAUCUACCCCUUCUUUCAUGAGAUUCCCUGCACUCUGCCCAAAGUUUGGCUAUGAGUCUCAGCAUCUGCUUUGAUACCCGGCUGGGUAGAGUCUUUCAGAGACCCUCUGUGGUAGGCUCCUGUCCUGUUCCCUGUUUUCUCCCUCCUCUGAUGUCCAUCCUGUUUGCCUUUCUGAGUGAGGAAGUAGAAAAGAUCAUCCUAAGUGAGGUAUCCCAGAAGCACAAAGACACACACAGUAUAUAUCCACUUAUAAAUGGAUAUUAGACAUAUAAGAUAGGAUAAACAUACUAAAAUCUGUACACCUAAAGAAGCUAAGCAAGAAGGAGGACCCUGGGUAAGAUGCUCAAUCCUCACUUAAAUGAACUUUUAAGGAGAAUCCCCUAUGUUAUCUUUGCUUUUCUGUGGCUGUGAUAAAACAUCCUGACCAAAAGCAAGUCCGGGAUGAAAGGGUUUACUUGGCUUAUGGGUGACAGUCUAUCAUGAAGGGAGGUUGGGGCAGGAAUCUGGAACUGAAUGGGGAGCAGUGCUUGCUGUUCCCUGCUUGCUCGGGUACCUUGCUUGCACUGCCCUGGCUCAGCUGCCCAGGAAUGGUAUGGUCCACAGUGGCUGGACCCUCCCUACCAAUCAGCAAUCAAGAACAUGACCCACAGACAUGCUUGCGGGCCAAUCUGAUGGAUACAGUUCCUCAACUGAGAUUGCCUUUUCCUGAGAACGUCUAGAUUUGUGUGAGAUUGGCAAACACUAACCAGCACACUCGAUUUGUCAUCUUGUGCCUGUGCAUGAUUAGGCUUGCACACGAUAAAAGUCAGAUACAUUUUGGAAAGAGACACACACACACAAAAAAAAAAAUAUGACUUAUAGCUCUAUCAGCCAAAACAGAGAGCCACACUCAGUAUGCCAAAUUCCUCACCAAAUUCUUCCUUCUCCUUCUCUUGCAGCCAGUAACAGGAAGUCCCCACAAUAACUGGGGCCCUUGAGUGUCUUCACUCAUGUGGCCUGUUGCUCCUGGCAAGUGUGUUCUGGUCUCUUCUAUUGUUUUGCUUUAAAUAAAGUUUCCUUGGGACUGUU
Meriones unguiculatus (Mongolian gerbil) is the source of this 7732-nucleotide messenger RNA. It is a transcript of the gene Ccrl2, whose product is annotated as C-C motif chemokine receptor like 2. Gene Ontology annotation, biological process: G protein-coupled receptor signaling pathway; inflammatory response; chemotaxis. The coding region runs from base 544 to 1614 and encodes 356 amino acids. Lineage: Eukaryota; Metazoa; Chordata; Mammalia; Rodentia; Muridae. Gene Ontology annotation, molecular function: chemokine receptor activity. The record is from RefSeq and is a predicted model, not a curated record. Gene Ontology annotation, cellular component: cytoplasm; membrane. The transcript is spliced from 2 exons.